UCAAGUAAUUAAAUAUUAAUUGAUAUGAAUAAUAAAGUCCAUAGAAUUAUUAAAUAAUUCAGCUAAUUCAAACCAAAAUGGCAACAAGCAGUUAGUAAUGAGACACUCUUAACUUACAAACCCCUUUUUGCUUUACUGUUGUUGUUAUUAUUAUUAUUAUUAUUUAUACUUUUUAUAAUAACGUCCCUCGCUUUUUCUAGAAACACAUUCUUUCUUCUUCAUUUGCAAAACAAAACAAAACAAAAUUAAAUUAAAAUUAACAAAAAAUAUUCAGGGAAAAAAAUAAAAAAGGAAAAGCCCAAAGCAAAACCAAAACCCAACUGUUCUUCUCUCUUCUCUGCUCCUCUUCUCUGUUCUUCUUCCUCACUCUCCACUUCCAAAACCCUAAUUUUUCUCUCUCAAUUUUCUUUUUCACUAAUAAAUCACGCUCUGUGAUACAAUUUUUUUUCUUCUCUUUUUUUUUUUGAAAAAAAUUCUGUUUGAUUAUCUUAAUUAUCUCUUAUUUAAUAAUCUCAUAAUCUGUACAAAUUCCUUUUUUUUUUUCUUCAAAAAGAUUCUGUAAAUUUUGACCAUUUUUGUUAUUUUUGAUUCUCUUAUUAAUAAUAAUAAUUAAAAAUGGCUGCAGUUGCAGAGAUCACCGGCGAGGUUGCGAUUGCAAGCAACAAUAAGAAAAUGGAUUCUGAUGUGAAAAAUUCAGAAUUCAGUGUUCAAAAACUUGUUGAUAUGUUCACUAAAUUGAAUCCUUUAGCCAAGGAAUUUUUCCCUUCUUCUUACAAUAAUAAUAAUAUAACUCAUAACUUUCUCAAUCUCAAUAAUUUUGCUGUUGUCGUCGAUAAGCAAUCUCCUAUCGACAAUUUUUCCUCUAAUCGCAGGUUUUGCAUUUUUCAGAAAAGAAACAACUAUAACCAGGGGAAGAGAAGGUUGAAUGGGAGAGCUUAUAGAGCUCAACGAGACGAUAGUAUUAGACGAACAGUAUAUGUUUCCGAUAUCGACCAGCAUGUAACUGAAGAGAGGCUUGCUGGCUUAUUUAGUAGUUGCGGACAAGUGGUUGAUUGCCGAGUCUGUGGAGAUCCGCAUUCGGUUCUUCGUUUUGCAUUUGUGGAGUUUGCAGAUGAGCAUGGUGCUAGAGCUGCUUUAAACCUUGGUGGUACUGUGCUAGGUUACUAUCCAUUUAGAGUCUUACCUUCAAAAACUGCCAUCCUUCCAGUGAAUCCUACAUUUCUCCCUAGGUCAGAAGAUGAACGGGAGAUGUGUACCAGGACAGUAUACUGUACAAAUAUUGAUAAAAAGAUUUCUCAAGCUGAAGUCAAAACUUUUUUUGAAUCAACAUGUGGUGAGGUUACGCGCCUGAGGCUUUUGGGGGAUCAUGUGCAUUCAACUCGUAUAGCUUUCGUCGAAUUUGCUAUGGCUGAAAGUGCUAUUAUUGCCCUGAACUGCAGCGGAAUGGUUGUGGGAACCCAACCUAUCAGGGUAAGUCCAUCAAAGACGCCUGUGAGGCCACGAGUUACUCGCCCAACAAUGCAUUAACUAAUCAUCAGCGUUUAAGAUCCAUGGAUGGAAUUUGGUGAUUUCCUAGUUGAAAGGAACCCCAUUGUGUUGAUGGGGUGAUGAAAUUUUCUUUUGUUUCAGUGUUUCCAUCUUCUCUCUCGCAACAGUAACUUUUUCUGUGACUGAAACAUAUUGUAACCCUGCUUCAAAUUGAAGGUUUUACAAGACCGCUCAGUCUCAAGUACUUUUCCCUUGUUCCA
Molecule: messenger RNA, 1748 nt
Organism: Ricinus communis (castor bean)
Lineage: Eukaryota; Viridiplantae; Streptophyta; Magnoliopsida; Malpighiales; Euphorbiaceae
Product: polyadenylate-binding protein-interacting protein 9
Exons: 10
Coding region: 616-1527 (303 amino acids)
Molecular function (GO): RNA binding
Source: RefSeq, a predicted model, not a curated record